Marmota monax (woodchuck) is the source of this 6429-nucleotide messenger RNA. It is a transcript of the gene Sft2d3, whose product is annotated as SFT2 domain containing 3. The transcript has a single exon. Gene Ontology annotation, biological process: vesicle-mediated transport. Lineage: Eukaryota; Metazoa; Chordata; Mammalia; Rodentia; Sciuridae. Gene Ontology annotation, cellular component: membrane. The record is from RefSeq and is a predicted model, not a curated record. Bases 3357 to 4010 code for a protein of 217 amino acids.
UUAAACUCUAAAACAGUUAAGUUUUUGAUAAAAAUUUAAAAUGAAGUUUUUGGGGAAAUUUUUAAUAAUAUUGUCAAUCAAGAAAACAAACUAUACCUACUUUCUGUUUCCACUUAGAUCACAGAAAACUCCAGGAUUUCACAUAACCAUUAAUUGUACAAUAUUGAGGUCAGAGCGAUUGUAGCUAGUACGCCAGAAGAGAUCUAGUAAGAUCUUGUAGUCCUCCUGCCUCGACCGGAGUCGCUGGGAUUACACAGCAAACUGCUGAGACAAAUGGAAUUAAUCACUCUGAAGUUACACACACAAAAUCUAUUACCUUAGAAAAUUCGAGAAACACACAAGCAUGGCCCACCCCGGGACUCCCGGAGUGGGAAAGCAGGGGUUUGUGCAGCACUGGCUGAGCAGCCCCUGUCUGGCAGGCUUGGGUCAAGCAGGGCACUCCUCUUGCCCCUCAGGAAGCUUCCCCAACCCCUGUGGCCUGGGCCUGGCGGGCCAGACGACCACGCAGCCAUGACCUCUUGGAGGAGAGCGCUCCUGGUCCCACCUGCAUCCUGGGCGCUCAGAGAAAUCUCAGUGCAAGUGAAGGCACUUCCUGCCUGGGACCGAUAAUGCGCUUGGGGACCCCUCCACCGGAGCUCGGAAAGAAGCGCAGUUAAAUCCUUACCCACAAAGCCCGCCGCCAGUGGCUGUGAGCCCUAGCUGGGCUGCUAUCUAGAGCUGCAGCCGCGAGGUCCCCAAGCAGCUUUUGAAAAACAGGAGCAAGCAGCCGGUGCAAGAGGCCAGUCCGCAGUGCUCAGCUUGGCUUUGUCCUUUUCUUUGAAAUAGACCGACCCGGGCGCAGGGUGCCUCCGAGGCGGAGAUGGUGCUCGAGGUCGGCCGAGGACCCCAGACAAUGGCUCAGGGAUUCCUAAUUAGGCAAGACACUAGAAAGCCUCAGCGAAUAGAGAGAAAAACUGGGAUGAGCCCUCGGCUAGGCAUCCAACACUCCUGUUCGAGGUGGUCUGUUUCCUCAGCUUCCAGGAAGUUUAAGGAGACCUCGCAGGGAGAGAGCCGGGAUUAAAGCAGUGCCGGAGGGCAAGCAGAGCCGGCUGGUUGCGCUGCUCUCCAGCGCCCCUUGUGGGGAAUUAGCGCUUGCUCCACCCAAGUGUGCGAACUUCACCAGUUCCCAGCGCUGUGCCCAGGACUCUGCAACUAAAUGCCAAGAGCUUUGGUUUUUAGAACCACACACGCAUAGCAACAGCCCAAAAUGCCCUUGUAGGUAACUAGAACAUGUCACCUCAAAAAAUACCUCGCUGAUAAUCCAUAUGUUGAGCAAAACACAAUUAAAAUGAGCUGGGGAUGUAGCUCAGUGGUACAGCCUGUAUUCAGCAUGCUGUUGGUCCUGAGGUGGGCAAAAAAUAGUUCUCUCUCCUUCUCCUUCCCCACCAGCUCAAUACAGAGAGGGCAGGAAAAGAAUGGUCUUGGGGAGCAAAUAAGCCAAAGAUCUAUACAAGAAAAAACUACUGGAUAACUUACCUGUCCUGCACAUUUGUCCUGACAAAUAGAAUUAAUUACUCUGAAGUUACACACACAAUCUACUACCUUAGAAAAUUCGGGAAACACACAAGUAUGGCCCACCCUGGGGACUCCUGGAGUGGGAAAGCAGGGGACCUCCAGGCAUCAUAUCACAAAUUCACAACAGUCAUUUAAAACAUCUACAAAUUAGGUUGGGUUUUCCAAUCAAUGGAUUCAGGAAGUAUCUUCAAAGCCUUUCAGGCAUUUACUGCACUAAAAUUGACAGUUGUGUCUGUUCAUUCCAUUGUCGUAGCACACUUAUCAGGUCCUAGGAAAAGAACAAUGACAACAGACCCUGUCCUCAAGGAGCUGGCAAAGCUGUGAACAAAGACUAUUGUAACUUGGAAAUAGUGAACACAGAAAGUGAGGGAUAUGGAAAAUAGAUCCCAGGGAAUUUUCCUUACCUACAACUAUUCCCCUAAGUACCCUCCUGCCAGGUGUGUGGGGUGAUGUCUGUGAUGAACUGGUGCUUUUGUCAAUGCGGUAGAAUACACUAGAAGUUCAGGCCUCAGCCAGAGGGAAUGCAGGAAAGGCAAAUGGGGCGAGCUCUGAAGGGACUCGUAGGUGGACCCCACCUAUAGCUGAACUUGCUGUCCCCAGUAAAAGAACAGGUCCCAGGGAACUUCCCUUACCUACAACUUCUCCCUACUCACCCUGUCCUAAAUGAGCCCACCACUUUAUGAAUAGACAAAAUUCUUCCUGUGACCUGGCCCUGCUAAACCCUAUAAAAUUUACUCAGUGCCCUGUUGUAUCCCAUCGCCAUUUUCCCCUUGAAAAAUGUGCCCCUCAAGGGCUGGGGAUAUGGCUCAAGUGGUAGCACACUCGCCUAGCAUGCACGGGACACUGGGUUCGAUUCUCAGCACCACAUAAAAACAAAAUAAAGAUAUUAUGUCCACCUAAAAAAAACUAAAAAAUAAAUAUUAAAAAAAGAGAAAAUGUGCCCCUCCAUUGCUUAAUAGAGCAUCGACGAUCUGUUGAAUUCUGCAUCCCUUUUUUUGUAUUUGCUUUCAGAAAGUACACCUAAGUUUAAAAGAAGUAGCAGAAGGUAUCAAAAAGCAGCAGGCCUAGGAGGCCGGAGGGUGUGGCCUGGGUGUAAGGAAAACCUCAAGAUGUUAUGAGAAAAGUUGCAGAACACAGGGGACGGACCAAGCAAGCGAUCAGUCAGGAGAUGGGGCUGAGGCACUGAAGACCCAAACCAGGUAUGAGGCAGAGGAACCACCACAUCUUGCACACGGGAUGUAGAGAGGUCGAGGAUCUUGCCAGGCCUCUGGCCCAAACCAAGACCAGAAGACAAGCAAGGUCGAGGUGGGUGUUAACCGUUCAUUUAUCAACUGUGACCUGGUUCCCAAAGAAAUCAAAUAAGUUCUGUGGGUCUAAACGUUUUUAAAACUUUAUUUUGAGAUAACUAGAUGUGCGUGCUGUAGUAAAAAACGAGAUCCCUCCAUACCACAGUAUAGCAGCCCAUGUAGCCAUUGACAGUCUGGACAGUAUUUCCAGAGGGGUACUUUGUGUGCCACACACCCCAACUUUUAAUGCUGCCACAACUCGUCUAGCGGCUACAAUCCAAAGAACCGGUUCAGGCGCUGAGAGAAAGACUGGCAAGAGGUGCGGGGCGGGCCAGCAGACCAGACCUCGAGACUGCUCCAGUCUGCACAGAGACUGCCCUGCACGGCCACGCGCGCCACAGGCCCCGCCCCUUCCGCCGAGUCCACCAACCGCCGCCAUCUGGCCAAGCCACUGCUGCCGCAAACGAAAGCAGGAAGCGCGUGACAGCCCUCCUCUCCGUCGCCGUCCCGUCGGAGAUGGCAGACCUCCACCGCCAGCUGCAGGACUAUCUGUCGCAGAGCAAAGCGGGCAGGCCACCAGAAGCGGAGCAGCUACUCGCUUCGGAGACUGCUGAAGAGCCUGAGGCAGGGGUCGGACCGACGGGAGCGUGGCUUGGACGCGCUGGCCUGCGGUGGACGUGGCCGCGAAGUCACACGGAGCCGGCGGCGGCGAGCCAGGCGUGCCUGCCUAGCGUGACGCGCGGGCAGCAGCUGGCUGUGGGUGGAGCCUGUCUGCUACUCGCUGCGCUCUGCUUCGGUCUGGCGGCACUCUACGCGCCGGUGCUGCUGCUGCGCGCGCGCAAAUUCGCGCUACUUUGGUCGUUGGGCUCGGUGCUGGCUCUCGCCGGCGGUGCGAUACUGCGAGGCGGGGCGGCGUGCGGACGUCUGCUACGCUGCGAGGAGACGCCGUCGAGGCCCGCGCUGUUCUACGCGGCCGCGCUGGGAGCCACGCUGUACUCGGCGAUGGGUCUGCGCAGUACGCCGCUCACGGCGCUGGGCGCCUGCGCGCAGGUGGCCGCCCUACUGGCCUGGUUGGCUAGUCUGCUACCGUGGGGCGGUGGCACCGCGCUGCGCCUGGCGCUUGGUCGCUUGGGCCGCUGCGCAGGCCUAGCUAAUGCGCUGCCGGUGUGAACCCUGGAUCUGCGCCGUCAGGGAACGACGCGGAACCUCCCCAGAACCCUGCCGAGCCAAAGACUGCACCCGUCCACUCCCGGACUAUACCACCGCAGAACGUCCUGAUGACACCUGCCGCUUAGGGCGAAGGCGUCGUCCAGACGGUGCUGGCGAGUGUAAACCUUUAGCAGCUGUUUCAAACUGCGACACCAGCGGUUUCCGGUGGUCCUGAUCUCGCCGUUUCGUGCUAUCCUGGGUAGCAUGUGCUCUGAAAAGGAAGUUUUGUCGUGGAAUUGGUGCUGUGAAGCUGCUCUUAGAAGUUCUUUUUGCACUGUGAUUUUAGAUUGAGCUGAGUAAAAAAGGAAUGGCUCUGUGCAUUAGUUGUUUUUGUGGUUUUUCUCAGGCUUAACUUUUUGUCAUUUUUUUUUUAAUCCAGUGGUAGAUGUUGAGCUACAAUAGUUUUGUGUUUUUUUUUGGGGGGGGGGUGGCUGUACCUAAGACUUGGAAAUUAUUUUCCCUCAGUCUUCAGUGUAAAUGAAUCUCAGAAGAGUAUCAGAUUAAGCAUUACAUUUAACCACUGGAUUUAAAAAAGUAAUUAGUUAAGGAAAAAACCGAGGUAAACUGUCUUAAGAGAAAUUGUAAAUUUGGUGCCUUAUGUAACAUUAAAGGAAAAUUGGUCCUGAAUUAGAUAUGAAAGUAGGGGAACAAGAGAGUCAUUUUCUGCCCCAAGUUGCCUGGUAUCCAGUAAGAUGCCGGUAAACCUUGGAGAGGUCUCAGUGCAGAACUGGGCUAGCAAAUCCUGGGAACAGGAAGGUAAUUCUACUUUCAGAAUUCCCAUAUUUGUUGGAAAUUAUGGAUUUCUGCAGACUAUCACUUCUAAUUGUAUUUCAUUUUUAAAGCAGUUUACAGUUUAUUUGUCUUUUCCUUUAAGUUGUAGAUGUACACAGUACUUCUAUUUAUUUUUAUGUGGUGCUGAGGAUAGAACCCAGUGCCUCACAUGUACUAGGCAAGUGCUGGACCUAUGAGCUAUAAUCCUAGCCUGUAGUUUACAAUUUCCAUGGUGAUCCUAACACAGUAUAAAAUGCUUUUCAUAUAUAAUCACUAUAGUCCCUUUGUCUUAGGUUCAGUGGUUACUUUUUCCUACUAAAUUUAUUGCCAGAAAGCAGGGGUCCAGAAAAACUACAGGUUUUACCAUUAACUAUAAACUAGUAAAAUAUAUUUAGAAUUUAAAAGUUCUGUGCCAAUGGUUCUUACAUUUAACUGGCACAUCAGAAUUACUUGAAGAGCAACACUUUAAAUAAAUUCAUUCAGAAUCUCUGGAGGUGGGAUCAGGCAUUGACAUUAAAGCUCCUCUGAUGAUUCCAUUUCAGCCAAAGUUGCCCUGGCUUGCGCAGUUUGAAAAUAAUUGUUUUUUGGGGGACUGGAUUCCAGUGUUGCCCUAACAUACUGUGUCAAGCAGCAGAAGAGCACUGCUUCUUCCUCCAGUCCCCAAAUGUACAUUUUUCUGUCCUGAUAAUGUCCUGAGCCCUUCCCCAAGAUAUGAUACUGACUGAAGUGACCAACAUCCACAAGUGGGCUUGUGAGCUACCACCCUGCUUAGUACUUGCUAAUACUGCCUCCUCCCCUAUUAAUAAAUAGGGUUAUCUACCUCAAAAAGAUACAUUCAAGUUUUCAGGAGUAAGUUAUUUUUAUAAUGGGAAAGACUUGUGCCAUUGACUGCUCUUUCUAGUCCCCUAGUUAAAUUUCUAUUCUAGUUUUAAAUUUCUCUAGAAUAUGCAUGGCUGAGGAUUUUAGUGUUUGACAUAUUUUUAUAUUGUUGCUAUUAUAGUUCUUAAGCCAGGAUUUUAAAAAUUCUGUUUUCAGCCUGACACAGUAACACAUGCCUGUGUAAUCUCAGCUAUUUGGGAGGCUGAGGCAGGAGAAUCCCAAAUUCAGGGUCAGCCUAGACAACUUAGCUAAAUCCUGUCUCAAAAUAAAAUAAAAAGAGCUGGGGAAUGUAGCUCAGUGGUAGAAAGCUUGCCCAGCAUGCCCGAGGCCCUGGGUGGAUCCCUAGUACAGCAAAAAACCGAAAAUGUCCAGCAUUUUCUCAAUUCAUUGAAAAUCUUGUUUUCAAAGCACCUUAUCUUGUAUUUAUUUGAACAAUGAUGUUUUAAAAUGCCAUACAUACUAUAUUUCUGAGUAUUUUAAUAAAUGUAUAAUGUAGAGAUUUCUGUUUUUCUCUAAAUUCAUUCUCAAAAUGUGAUCUGGGUAUCUGCUUUCCCAGGAACCAGUUAUAAUGUUAAACUCUAAAUGCUAAUAAUUCCACAUGAAGGAAGGGAACCUAAUUUCUAUGAGGAUUUGGUCUCUGGAUCCUUUUAGCUUCCUGGAAUUUGAUUAUUAUUUAUUUUACUAAUGCUAUACAAGUGGAGGACAAAUAAAGAAUAUCCAUAAACCUAAA